Molecule: messenger RNA, 1796 nt
Organism: Jaminaea rosea
Lineage: Eukaryota; Fungi; Basidiomycota; Exobasidiomycetes; Microstromatales
Exons: 1
Coding region: 126-1637 (503 amino acids)
Source: RefSeq, a predicted model, not a curated record
UCUGGGGGCGGCGGGGCACGACGAGGCUCCUGACCUGCCUUGCAUUGAUUUACCCUCGAAUAGCGCCCUCCAGAUACCCUUGCUCCUCUCCCCUCUCCAUAACGAGUCCCUCUUGGCUCGACGUCAUGAACGACUUCGAAGAUUACGACCCCUACGACGUUGAGCUUAGCGGCAGUCAAGGUGCUAGUGGACACGAGGAGCAUCUCGACGACUCACCAGCUCGUUCAUCUCGCCGUAGACGUCGAAGCAACGACCAUGGUAGUCACGACGCCUCGGUAGAUGCAGACGAGCUUGCAGGCCUGGGUAGCCAGCAACUGGACGCCUCCCAUGCGUACGGCUACGAUCAGCAACAUGGCACGACUGCCGAGGCUGGUGGCCUUUCCCUUGCUGAUGAGCUUGGUGGGCUCAGUGGUGGGAAUGACGGCUCAGUGGAUCCUUCUCACGAUGCCUCGACGCUUGCAGACGAGAUGAAUCGGCUCAACACCACAACCUCAACAGUAGCGCCAAAGGCUUUGGCUAGUGAUCUGAACGACGGCCUGCCCUCCUCUUCCUCUGCGGCGGCACCAUCGUCCUCCCAGGACUCAGCGUAUACAGCGGCACCAGCCACAACCUCGGCCUCUUCCUCCUACGACGAUGACAUUGCCGAGGCUCGGGCGCGCCAGCAAGAGGCAAGCCUGCAGGAUCUCUCCAAGUCCAUCGCCGAGAGUGUCGCUCAUACGGACGAGUUUCUUGCCAAGCUGCGAGCGGGGGAUGAGGAUGGCCAAGCGCCUGUCGCAAGUACCGCUACUGCUUCAUCGUCCUCGUCAUCAAGGCCGAGCUCAGCCGCCGCCCGCGAUAUCUCUCAUCUAGAAUCACUCGGACACUCGCUGGGCUUAUCCCUGCGCGAACAGGCAGAGCUGCGUGUCAACCAGACGCGCGAGCUCCGGGAUAUCGAGCGAGCGCUGAGUAGGGACGACCCGGCUCUUUGGAUGGCACUGGCCCAUGUCGUGGGCUCAGCGGCUGCAGCAGCUGCUCACGAAUCUUACCAAGUCAACGGUGAUGGGCCAGAUGGUUUGCAGGCGAUGGCUCUCGAUCUAGAUCGGGACCUUACCCCACCAGCAGCGCAAGACGUGCUUGGCUACUCUCGCGACCCUGUUUCCGCCCCUUCGACGUCAUGCUCUUCAGCAGGCCCCAGCCCCUCCUCCCCGCUUCACGCGCACCUCACCCACCUUUCCUCCCUAACAGCCUCCCUCACCACCUCGUUACGCUCCAUCUCCGAGACACUCCAAGUAUCCGCAGCUUCCUCCCGCGAAGCGGCCAAACGUCUUCGCUCACUUCGCAAGGCUGUCGAGGAGGCAAGGCGCGAAGCGGAGGAGACGGAGCGGGCGAGCAGGGCAAUUGAAGCUGAGAGGAGUGAGACUACUGAAGGGGUUGGGGAAAGCAGGCGAAGAAAGAGCGAGGCAAUCAGGCGCGAGAUGGACGAGGUGCGCAAGGCCUUUGAGCGGGCGGAGGGGCUAGUUAAGGAGAAGGGAUGGGGAAGGACGUGGAUCGAGAGCGAGCUCAUGGAUGAUAGAUUAGAGAAGCUGCCGAAGGAGAGUUGGGGGAAAGGAUAUCUCAGAGUGGUAGAUCAGCACCCUGCCGUCGCGGGACUCGUGUGAGCGGUAGAGGGCAGAGUGGGUAAAGGAGACGACUUCGACGACGAUAGACACGACGGACCACAUACAGUUACAAGGCUCACGACGACAAGCCCAUGUAGAGGCGAUGAGCGCCUCAACGAUCUCACAGAGCACUCAAUCUCAAUAAUUGGCGUCUAGACU